AUGCCAGAGACCAGCAUAGAAAAUGAAGCACCCAAAGAGCAGCCUCGCUUGCCAUGGGAAAUAGGCGUCUUCGAUGCUCACUGUCACCCCACCGACACCAUGACAUCAAUAUCAGACAUCCCGCACAUGCAGGCCAUGGCCCUGACGAUAAUGUCUACGCGCGGAGAGGACCAGGAACUGGUGGAUGAAGUUGCGCAGCGACUUGGAGACUAUCAAAACAUUGCCGACAAAGGUAGCAAUGGCAAAAUCGUGCCAUGUUUUGGCUGGCACCCAUGGUUUGCGCACCAAAUCAGUGUUUUGAACGACGACACGCCAACACCGGAUGAAGAAGCGACAGAAGCAGCAAGAAAAAUACAACACUAUCAAAGGGUGCUUACGGGAUUAACGGAGAGUGGACGCGAUGAGAGUAAUGACAAUGCGUUCUUCGAGACAUUACCAACUCCAAAACCGCUCUCGACACUACUCGCCGAAACUAGAAAGCGCCUCCUAGCGCAUCCCAAUGCCCUCGUAGGCGAGAUCGGGCUCGACAGGGCCUUCCGACUGCCCAUGCCGUGGCAGGAAGAAGAACUUGAAGUGCGUAAUGCAGAACUCACGCCCGGCUCGCGGGAAGGACGGAGUCUCUCGCCAUACAAAGUAGCAAUUGCGCAUCAAAAGGCCUUGCUUAAGGCUCAACUGCAGCUUGCAGGUCAGCUGCGACGCGCUGUUUCCGUGCACAGUGUUCAAGCUCACGGGGCUGUUUUUGACGUUUUGCAGGAACUAUGGAAGGGUCAUGAGCGUACGAAAGAAACUAAGCGUCAGCGAAAGGCACGAGCCCGCGAUGAACGUGAUGAGUUCCUAGCCAAUGAAGACGAUCACAAGGAGAAGGAGGAGGGAAAGGGAAAAGAACAACAUAAAGCGCAUGGUCAGCAGCAAAAAAUCGAGUCUCGCGGAGAAAAAGAAGAAGGUGAUGCAACGAAGUUUCCUCUUCCAUACCCACCCCGGAUCUGCAUGCACUCAUAUUCCGGGACAGCAGAAGCUCUAAAACAGUUUCUUCUGCCUAAAGUGCCGUCGGAUGUUUACUUCUCCUUUUCGACUGCCAUUAACUUCACCGGUCCUUCUCCAGAAAAGGUGCUGGCAGCCUUGCAAGCAUUGCCAGAUGAUCGUAUCCUUGUUGAGAGCGAUCUGCAUUGUGCCGGGGAACAAAUGGAUGGUUUACUCGAGGAGGUUGUCAGGACGGUGUGCCGUGAGAGAGGUUGGUCUCUCGAGGAUGGGACACGGAAGUUGGCUGAGAAUUGGAAACGAUUUGUUUUUGGAUGA
Molecule: messenger RNA, 1296 nt
Organism: Talaromyces atroroseus
Lineage: Eukaryota; Fungi; Ascomycota; Eurotiomycetes; Eurotiales; Trichocomaceae
Exons: 1
Coding region: 1-1296 (431 amino acids)
Molecular function (GO): hydrolase activity, acting on ester bonds
Source: RefSeq, a predicted model, not a curated record